Alternaria atra is the source of this 1542-nucleotide messenger RNA. RefSeq lists its product as uncharacterized. The coding region runs from base 1 to 1542 and encodes 513 amino acids. Gene Ontology annotation, molecular function: oxidoreductase activity, acting on paired donors, with incorporation or reduction of molecular oxygen; iron ion binding; monooxygenase activity. NCBI's taxonomy places the organism in Eukaryota, Fungi, Ascomycota, Dothideomycetes, Pleosporales, Pleosporaceae. The record is from RefSeq and is a predicted model, not a curated record. The transcript is spliced from 3 exons.
AUGUCUACACAAGACCAUAGCUCACAUCUUCUCUCAUACAUAACACUACCUAAUGUCAUUCUAGCACUCGUAGCAUAUACUGCUGUCACAAUACUCUACCAGAUAACCUAUUACCGGUUUUUCCACCCGUUACGGCACUUUCCUGGUCCCUUUUGGGCCAGCGUAACGCGUCUAUGGAUAGCUUACCACAAUAUCAAAGCUGAUGAAUGCGAGCUCGAACUCGCCUUGCACCGCAAAUAUGGCCCGGUUCUGCGAAUCACGCCUACCCUACUCUUGGUUUCCGACGCCACCAAGUUACCUGAAGUGUACAAUCGGCAAUCGAACAAGUCAAACCACUACAUUACCGGCAGUUUUGGGAAGACUGAAAGUCUGUUUAACAUGCGCGAACAUAAGCAUCAUGCGCAUUUUCGCAAGAUCGCUGCUGGCCCUUACAGCUUUAGCAAUGUGAAGAAAAUGGAGGGGCUAGUAGAUGUUCGCAUUGAGCAGUGGAUCGAUAAAUUGGAGGAACUCUUCGGUAAUGGCAAGAAGUUUGACUUUGCGCCUUGGGCAGUGUACAUGGCAUACGACAUCAUAUCAGAAAUCGGCUUUGGCGCCCCUAUUGGUUUCAUAGAGACCGGCUCAGAUAUCGACGGCCUGAUCAAGGGCUUCCACGAUGGCCUGCUUCCCUUCGGUCUCAUGGCUCGGCUUUGGCCCUUUACACAGUGGGCAAAAGCGACAUGGCUCGGCGAGAGAUAUCUUGUCGCUAAGCCUGAGGAUGAUUCUGGCAUCGGCACACUCAUGCGCUUUCGUGAUAAGCUCAUCGCACAGCGACUUAAAGAUAUCGAGGCCGGUAAGAUUGAGAGAGUCGAUCUGCUACAGACUUUCCUGGACGCGAAGACGGAAGACGGUGCGCCGCUACAGCUGGAUUAUAUCAAGGCUGAAAUCCUUCUAGUGUUGCUUGCCGGUGCUGAUACCACAGGCACUGCGUUUCAAGCGAUGAUUGCAUACAUCACUUCUGAUGCUCAAGUAUACACCAAGUUGAUGGAGGAGAUUGAUCGCGUCACUCGUGAGGGAAAAUUGAGUCCCAUGCCACGGUACGACGAAGUAGUUGAGCAUUGCCCAUACUAUGUCGCGUGCGUCAAGGAAAGCAUGCGUCUCUGUCCCUCCGCUCCCAACAUCUUCCCUCGUCUCGUUGGGCCAUCGGGUAUGCACCUACAUAAUCGUUACGCUCCACCGGGGACCGAAAUAACUUGUAACCCCUGGCUCGUGCACCGCGACGAGAAGAUCUACGGCACAGAUGCCUGCGACUUCCGUCCGGACCGCUGGCUCGAGAGCGAUGAAAAAGCAAAAGAAUACAACAAGUAUAACAUGACCUUUGGUUAUGGUGCAAGAGUUUGUCUGGGUAAAGAUAUUGCUCUUAUGGAGUUGUACAAGGCCCCGCUCCAAUUUCUGAGGACGUUCAAGAUUAACAUGGAUAAAGAUCGAAAGGGCAAGUUUGUUGUCAAGGGUGGUGUCGGUUUUUGGGAGGAUAUGUGGAUUGGAAUACAGCGACGGACAACAUGA